This is a messenger RNA of Lizanozyma spartinae, 2403 nucleotides long. RefSeq names its product trifunctional dihydropteroate synthetase/dihydrohydroxymethylpterin pyrophosphokinase/dihydroneopterin aldolase (gene FOL1). The transcript has a single exon. Gene Ontology annotation, biological process: tetrahydrofolate biosynthetic process. Gene Ontology annotation, cellular component: mitochondrial envelope. NCBI's taxonomy places the organism in Eukaryota, Fungi, Ascomycota, Pichiomycetes, Serinales, Debaryomycetaceae. The record is from RefSeq and is a predicted model, not a curated record. Gene Ontology annotation, molecular function: dihydroneopterin aldolase activity; dihydropteroate synthase activity; 2-amino-4-hydroxy-6-hydroxymethyldihydropteridine diphosphokinase activity. The coding region runs from base 1 to 2403 and encodes 800 amino acids.
AUGUUACAAGAUUCUGUGUUCAUCAAGAAGUUAGCAGCCACGACUAAUAUUGGUAAAGAUGCUUGGAACAGACCUACACCCCAGCCAAUAAAUGUCUCUGUUGAGUUACGAACAGAUUUCCGUAAGGCAUCAAAGUCUGAUAAUUUGAAGUAUUCAUUGAAUUAUGCAGUUAUUUCAAGAAAUAUCCUGGAAUUCUUGAAGGCCCAUGAGCAUAAGAACUUCAAAUCUUUAGGUAACAUAGCUGAAGCAGUGAGUGCUGUUGUUCUUGAUGAGAAACGUGGUGGAGGACUGAAUGUGAAAGUUCUGGUUCAAAGUACCAAAUCUGAGAUCAGAGCUGAUAGUGUUAAAUAUAUUGCUUCCAGAUCAAAUGAUAAUGAGAUUGUUGAAAAUGAUGAGAUAGAAGUUAAUGGGUUGAAAUUGCUUACUAUUAUUGGUGUUUUCACCUUUGAAAGAUUACAAAGACAAAUUGUGGAUAUCGACUUAAAUUUACAAUUGGAAGGAUCCACUUCAACUUCAACACCUAUAAGUGAAAUUAUUGAAAAUGUUGUGUCCUACGUGGAACUGUCCAACUUUAAAACAGUGGAAGCUUUGGUAUUCAAAAUAGGUCAAUUGAUCUUUCAAUUUUAUGGUGAGAAGAUGUCUACUAUCAAUAUAAAAGUGACCAAACCAAACGCAAUCUCAUAUACAGAAGGAGUAGGUGUUUCUUCUACUAUGACUAGUGAAACGUUCAAAGAUUCUACACCAAUUGAGUUUACAACGGAAGGACAGAAUCAAACUCAAUUACAUGGCUGUUCAAUGUUUAACUUACCGACAGAUACCUCACCCAUUGAUAUUAGUAAGGAUCAUACAGCUUAUAUUGCCUUUGGAUCAAAUAAAGGUAACCAGGUUGAUAAUAUCAACAAGGCGAUUCUGUUACUUGAGUCUUUUGGUGUCAAGGUGUUGGCUACUUCAACCUUGUACAUAUCCAAGCCCAUGUAUUAUUUGAACCAACCAGACUUUUUAAAUGGUGUGUUAAAAGUUCAAUUUUUAAAUAAAAGUCCUCAUGAUUUACUUUCAAUUAUCAAAGAUAUUGAAUAUAAUCACAUCAAUAGAGUAAAAGAAUUCGACAACGGUCCAAGAUCAAUUGAUUUGGAUAUUUUACUCUAUGAUGAUAUUACCAUGAAUGAACCAGAUUUAUGUAUACCCCAUAAAUCUAUGCUUGAAAGAUCCUUUGUCUUACAACCACUUUGUGAAUUGGUUCCUCAUGAUUUAUUACACCCCAUUAGUGCUGAACCUUUGCAUAAUCAUUUGAGACAAGUGUUUCUGAAUCAACCUUCACAAUCAUUACAAGAGUCCAACCGUCUCUUACAAUAUGUUCACUUACCAAAUUAUACCACCGAUGAAAAUCCAUUGAAAUUUGAUCAUUUGCAUAACCAACACCCAACUGUGGUCAUGGGUGUGUUGAACAUAACUCCUGAUUCAUUCAGUGAUGGUGGUGACCACUAUAAUAAACCAAUAGAAGACAUUCUAGAAGCAGCUGAGAAUAUGAUUCAAGAUGGCGCUACCGUUUUGGACAUUGGUGGGGUUUCAACUAAACCUGGAAGUGAGCCACCUUCAACAGAAGAAGAAUUAGCUAGGAUUUUACCAGUGAUUAAAGCCAUAAGAUCAUCAUCUUCUAAAUCAGAAAAGUUAUCCAAAGUCAUUAUCUCCGUUGACACCUAUAGAGCUAAAGUAGCCGAGGAAUGCUUAUUAGCAGGUGCCAAUAUCAUUAAUGAUAUUUCCAUGGGGAUGUAUGAUGAUCAAAUGUUCUCAGUAGUGGCUAAAUAUGGUUGUCCUUAUGUUAUGAAUCAUACAAGAGGAUCUCCCAAGUCAAUGCUGUCACUCACAACCUAUGAAUCAAAUACAAAUGAUGAUAUUGUUGAAUUUUGUAUUGAUCCUGUCAAAGGAGAUAUGGAAUUAAGUUACCCACCAGAUGUCAGUAAUUUGCUUACUGGGAUUGGCCGGGAGCUUUCACUCCAGAUGUUAAAAGCUUUUGAAGCAGGUGUUCGUAAAUGGCAGAUCAUUGUUGACCCCGGGAUUGGAUUUGCUAAGAACCUUGAACAAAAUGUUCUCAUUAUAAGACAUGCUUCCCAUUUCAAAAAGUAUUCAGUAAUGGUUCGUCAUCAAGAUGAGCAUCUGUGGAAAUUAACUCAAUCAUAUUUAAGUUUCAACGGGUUACCCAUGCUUUUAGGACCUUCAAGAAAGAAGUUUUUGGGUACUUUGGUUAAAGAACCUGCAGCUAGUCGUCGUGCUAUUCCAACGGCUGCUGCUAUUGUUGCUUGUGUCGAACAAAGAUCAGACAUUGUCCGUGUUCAUGAUGUUCAUACCGUCAAACAAGCCAUUAGUAUUGCAGAUGCCAUUUAUCGGGACGUCUAUAGUCAAUAA